Messenger RNA from Caenorhabditis bovis, 402 nucleotides. Lineage: Eukaryota; Metazoa; Nematoda; Chromadorea; Rhabditida; Rhabditidae. The record is from the annotation of a GenBank genome assembly.
AUGGCGAUGCUGAAUAUUGAAGCAGUAUCGCCACAAAUGGAUUCAAAUUUCAACGCCAAGAUUCUCAAUUAUCGGUUGGCUGAAGAAGGAAAAUAUGCGGUUUACCGCAUUCAAAUCACUAUCGACUCCUAUACGUGGACUGUUGAACGGAGAUACAGCGAAUUCGACAAUUAUGACGUCGUUAGAUUCCCUGAUCGUAAAAAAUCGUUUUUGCCGCCGAAGAAACGAUUGGGAAAUAAAGACGUUGAAUUCUUAGAAGAGCGUCGAAUUGAGCUCGAGAAAUAUGUUCGAGCCCUUUUGGAGCUUGAAGUUUGGUAUCAGAAGCAGAAAAAAGUGCACUCACUUCCAUUGCUCACUGCGAAAUUUUUCGACUUUCAUCAAUAUGUGAGUUUGGCAAUUUAA